UUAAUCAGUCUCAUUCCGGCAGCAUCCGUUAACGCAUCAUGAAGCCACCGGGGGUGGAAAAAUGUCCCACUGUAUACGAAGACUACGAAUUUUCCCUCUCCGAGUCGUAUCGGAAAAUAGCUCAAAAAGAGCUUCACGAAUCCGAAGAGAUUCGUACGCAAGCUUUGCGCCAAAUGCGUGAGUGGAUCGCGAAAAAACCCUGCCAUCCUAAAGUGUCGACCGGAUGGAUCGUUUCUGUUGAGAUUCUUAAGAGUGCGGAAGUUCAAUCAUGUGGCCGCGUGUGAAAAUCUGGGACGUUAUCUAGUGCUCCGACAAAAGUUCGCUGAAUGGUUCCAAAAGUUGGACGUGAGCGAACCUUGGGUGGAUGAGAUGAUCGACGACUGGCCCAUUUUGCCGCUAGGAUACGACGAUCGAGGACGAUUAGUGAUCAUGAUCAAGAUGGGCAAUUUCAAAGUGGAGCGGUUCAACAACGUUGACCAAAUCCGGAUGAUGAUGAUGAUAUUGGAAAGUUACUACGAGGAGGAGAAGAUGCAGGUCGCAGGGUGCGUUUACGUGUUCGAGGAUACCGGGUUGACGAUGAGUCACGUCGCUCAAUGGUCCUUGACGGAUAUCAAGAAUUUCGUAGACGCUGUGAACCACACCAUUCCGAUGAGGAUCAAAGAAGUACACGCGGUGAAUCUACCGAGGUAUGCGGUGGCUGUUGCGGAGUUGUGUUUGGGGUUCGCAAGUGCAAAACUAAAAGCUCGAGUGCAUUGUCAUCGUACCAUGGAGUCGCUGACGAAAAUGGUGGCGCAGUCCAUGUUACCCAAGGAGUACGGUGGAGAAGCUCCCAUAGCCGACUUCAAGAAGCAGCUUCGAGAACGUUUGACCAAAAAUCGUGAUAUCAUUUUGGGACUGGAUCAAAUGGAAGUUGAUCAGUCCAAGUACGCAACGUUGUGGAAAGACGGAGGUCCGUCUGGGGAUGGUGCUUGCGGUACGAGGGAUACCUUCGGAGUAGUGGGAAGCUUCCGAAAGCUGAAUGUUGAUUAAGUAGGUUGUAAAUUUAUUGAAAUCAAGUUGAAUAAACUGGCGAAUUGCGUGCUUCGUGUAAUCAUUGGCAUUCUUUACGUUAAUGGCCGGAAUGGCCAGAGGUAUACAGUGGUCCUUGACGAGAUAGGCGUAUCCUUGACGGGAUUCUGGUAGGAUACAUCACACCAGCCAAGAGGACGAAUUCAUAGGCAAAGCACGGAAGGUCUUGAUAAUACACUUCUACUAAAUUUAACGGAUACCAGUCUCUUCAUUUAUUCAUAUUGAUGUCCAUCGUUCGUUUUGUCUUGGUUAGAUUUGCCGAUUAUUGUAAUGUUGAUUUGUGUCAUUUUCGUUUUUAAGAACUGG
Molecule: messenger RNA, 1374 nt
Organism: Aedes aegypti (yellow fever mosquito)
Lineage: Eukaryota; Metazoa; Arthropoda; Insecta; Diptera; Culicidae
Product: alpha-tocopherol transfer protein-like
Exons: 2
Coding region: 370-1029 (219 amino acids)
Cellular component (GO): membrane
Molecular function (GO): phosphatidylinositol bisphosphate binding
Source: RefSeq, a predicted model, not a curated record